AGUUCCUCCAGUGUUUAUCUGGACCUCCACCCAGUUCCACACACUCUGAGGGCGAGGAGAAGCAGAUAACUUCGUCUUCUUCAUCCUUCACCUUAUCCUCCUUCUCAUCCUCCUCUUCUUCAUCCUCCUCUUCCUCCUCGCGGAGUAUCGCAGAACCAGCGGACCAACAUGAGGGGAAAAUUCUGACGGGAAUAUCAGACUUUCACUCCAUCUCCAGAAUGUUCAGACGAGGCUGUGGUCUGGAGUUCCUCCUGGUGCUGUGUGGGUUGGAGCUGUCGCAGUCGUGCCCGCGCCACUGCAUCUGCUACAGCUCGCCUAGCACGGUCAGCUGCCAGGCGCACAACUUCCAGGUGGUUCCCGAGGGCAUCCCGGCGCAGAGCGAACGCGUCUUCUUGCAGAACAACAAGAUCCAGCGCCUGCUCCAGGGCCACUUCAGCCCCACUACUGUCAUGCUGUGGCUCUACUCCAACAACAUCUCUUAUAUCCAGCCCUCCACCUUCAUGGGCUUCACCCGCUUGGAGGAGCUCGACCUGGGUGACAACCGCCACCUGGGCUCGCUGGCUAGCGACACCUUCCAGGGCCUGGGUCGCCUCCACGCGCUCCACCUCUACCACUGCGGCCUGCUGACCCUGCCUGCCGGCCUGUUUGAUGGCCUGCACAACCUGCAGUACCUUUAUCUGCAGGACAACCAGCUGGAAUUCCUGGAGGACGAUAUGUUCGUGGACCUCCUGAACCUCAGCCACCUCUUCCUGCAUGGCAACCGGCUGUGGAGCCUCCAUCAGAACACGUUCCGUGGCCUCGGUGCCCUGGACCGCCUGCUGCUGCAUCAGAAUCGGCUCCAGUGGAUCCAUCAGCUGGCCUUCCAUGACUUGAGGCGCCUGACCACGCUGUACCUGUUCAACAACUCUCUGCCGGAGCUAGCCACAGAGAGCCUGGCAAUGCUUCCGGCCCUGGAGUACCUGCGACUUAACGACAACCCAUGGGAAUGUGACUGUAAAGCUGUGGCGCUCUGGGACUGGCUGCGCCGCUUCCGUGGCUCCACCUCUUCAGUGGUGUGCGUGGCUCCGCCCGAGCUUGCAGGGAAAGACCUGAAGCGGGUGAAGAAGGAGGAGUUACCUGCUUGCACUGGUUCUGAGUCCCUGCACCAGAGCAAGUCCAGCCAGGGGGACGUAGGCGUGUCGCUGAAGAAGGACCAUCACCAUCGACUACAUUCCCACCACCACCAUCCUCACCUGCCUCACCAGGACCAACAUUUCCCCCCCUCAUCAGCCCCCCUGCCUGCACCUCCAAAGGCAGGACGCAACAGGAACUGCACGAGGCAGCGUGGUCGGAAGGGGAAAGGGCAGAAUGAGGUGUAUGGCCAUAAAGACUUGGGGGAGGGAAAAGAGGGAGAGGGCAAAUACGACCCCUUAAAUCCUGAAGGUUCCCCACCAAGACGUAAAAAUAAGUGCAUCCCAAGGACCUCGGUAGGGCCCCCAAGUGGGGUUCAGAGAGCCACCAACAGAGCCAUGUCACUGGUGCAUUCUCUCCUCAUUCCUCUCUGCCUAUUGGCUCCUCUUACAACCUUUAUACAGCGCUGAGCCAAUGCAGCCCUUGCUUUGUGGUAACAGUCAAAUAUAAUAACUAACUCCGUCCUCAAUCUACUCUGGCUCCUACACUAAAGUGUGUGAGGGUGUGUGUGUGUGUGUGUGUGUAUGCGUGUCUUAUCAAGCGUGCAGUUACCCAAUGUGUGUUUAUGUGGUAAGCCUCUCUUGUGUCAGAAGGCGGAUUGAACUCUAAACCGUGAGCCUGAAAUUUAACAUGAGGUUUGAAAGAAGAAAAAAGGCACCCUGGAUCUCAUCUUACGAAGUAGUGGAGUUCACAAAUCUGACUCUGGCUUCCUCAAGAACCAGUUAAAGACUCUGUCUGUGUCUUCUCUAAUCUUUUGUACUAACAAGAUUCAGAUCCAAGGUCAUAAUCAUAUUCGCCAUAUAUUCUGUAACGAGCGUCAGAGGAUGGGGAGCUUCUAUACGUUUUGCACACAUUCCAACCCACACAGCACUGCAGGCUCAUUAGUUUCCUGCUGUAAUUUGGAUGACGGCCAUUAUGUCCUCCCCAUCACAAGCGCCGGGCCCUCGGCCCACGGACACGCUGAUGCACGCUGCUCUCAGCAGGGCGAGGCGCGUGGGCGAGACACAGCAACCAAAUAUUAACAGAGCGCUUUCAGGUAUGCUUUUGCUGAAGAAUUAGCCUGUCAGCAUUAAAAGGUGGGUACUUAACUCUGUCUCUCUCUAGCUUUAGACGGAGACGUGGCCAUAUCCAAGCUACUCUAAGCUCAUAUGUGGGUGGGUCUGCGCAUAAUAUGUCCUUAUGUUUCAUCACAUUUAAAUGGAAUAGCUACUUUCUUCUUCUGUUUCCAAAGCACACUGAAGUCUGUUGACCUUAAGCUGCUGGGUGGGUUUGGUCGUUGAGGUGGAGAGCUGCUCUGUGCCGGCGACUGUCUGUCUGUCUGAGAGUGUGUCUGGUUUGCUUAGCUGUGAGAUGUGUUUGCUAUUAGAACCUAGUGGGAGGAUGGUAGUUAAAGAGGUGGCGAGGUCAAAUAUAGCUCCUGCCAUGGCAGUUCACCCAAGUGUGCUAUCCAUCAUUGUGAUACAUGGGCAUUCUCCGUGUCAUUGCUCACUGGGAAAUCUAUCUACAGCACGCCACGGUCAAGCGAAUCAACAGAGAGACGAAACACUCCUGCAGUUACAGGGGGAGAACAGCAAACAGACGGACGGACAUCGCUUUAAAUCCCUUAGCCAUAAUUCUGGCUAACAGAACGUUUCUAAAGCCAGCAAGGAAAAGUGACAGUGCCCCCUUUGUUCUGGAGGACUCGCAGCACUUUCCCCAGUCCAGUCUCUGUUCCCUGCACUCAAAGACUACUUAUAGAAGUUUCUACUAAAGUGAACUGAGAUUAAUAUGAACUAACUAACUGUUAACAUUGUGAGCAUUGAUUUCUUUGGGAACAUCACUUGUCACACUCUGAGGGAACAAAAUGAAUUUUGUCUUCCUCCUCAAGGCGAGGGGUAGUUUAUUUUUAUUAUGCAUUGUUCGUUUUUCUAAUCGUUCAUUAUAAUUUCAGACAAAGUGCACUGUGCUGUCUACCCUCUUUCUCUCCCUCUCAGCCCGAUCUUCAUCCCAUGCUCUCUCUCUCUCUCUCUCUCUGUCUAUCUCUAUUUCUCCCUCUUAUGCCUUCUCUGUGACUCAAACUUUCUGUCUGUUGUUAUCCAACACCACCAGACUCCAGAAGCUGUUUCUAAAGAACAUUAAAGAGAAAAUGUGAUCUUACUGCUGACGGCUCUGUAGAGACUCUCAUUACUCUGUUGUGUAUGCAUGUUUGAUUAUGAGUAUAAAUAAGUGAGUGUCUGUGAGAAAGACUUUUGUUUUGUUAUUCAUACAAAUCAAAAAAGGAAGGAAAAAGGUGUGGAAAGAAAGGCCUCAGAAGUGAGAAGGAUAACUAGAGGUCCGGUCAGAUGAGUAGUACACUCUUAAAAACAAUG
Messenger RNA from Astyanax mexicanus (Mexican tetra), 3518 nucleotides. It is a transcript of the gene rtn4rl1a, whose product is annotated as reticulon-4 receptor-like 1. NCBI's taxonomy places the organism in Eukaryota, Metazoa, Chordata, Actinopteri, Characiformes, Acestrorhamphidae. Bases 219 to 1580 code for a protein of 453 amino acids. The record is from RefSeq and is a predicted model, not a curated record. The transcript has 3 exons. Gene Ontology annotation, cellular component: plasma membrane. Gene Ontology annotation, molecular function: protein binding.